AUGACCAAGUCCACAACCAAAGUGAGGAUUGUCUUUGAUUGUUCUGCAAGGUUCAAUGAACUCUCUUUAAACGAUGUCAUUCCUGCCGGGCCAAAGCUUCAGAUAGAGUUGUUUGAUGUUCUAACUCGUUUCUGCCGCAGUUCGGUAGCCCUUGUGUGCGACAUCCAAGAGAUUUAUCUCCAGAUAGAAACCGAAGCUGAAGACCGAGCGUUGUUCCGAAUUCUGGGGCGAGAUGGAGGGACAGACCGCGAUCCAGAUGUGUACGAGUUUAGCAGAGUUGUCUUUGGGAAAAACUCAGCCCCCAUGCAGGCCUAG
Stylophora pistillata is the source of this 315-nucleotide messenger RNA. RefSeq lists its product as uncharacterized. NCBI's taxonomy places the organism in Eukaryota, Metazoa, Cnidaria, Anthozoa, Scleractinia, Pocilloporidae. The record is from RefSeq and is a predicted model, not a curated record.